GAAACUCUACAAUCAAUCCACCCCUUUGUUCGGCUAUAAAUAGCUGCAAUUUGUUUAGAUAAUCUCAAGAGAAAGAGUAUCUGUUAGAGAUGAUGAAGAUGUGUUUCAUGUGGCUUGUUUUGGUGGUGUCCUUCCUGCAAUUGUGCACAGGGCAGGACUUGCAAACACAAUAUUUAAGCCCUCACAACGAUGCAAGGUCUCAAGUAGGCGUUGGCCCUCUGGUGUGGGAUGAUACUGUGGCUGCCUACGCGCAGAGCUAUGCUAAUCAGCGCAUGGCGGACUGUGCAUUGCAGCACUCUGGUGGUCAGUAUGGAGAAAACAUUUUCGAGGGACAAGGUGCGGAAUACACGCCCGCAGAUGCCGUGAAUUUAUGGGUUAGUGAAAAGCAAUACUACAAUUAUAAUUCCAAUUCAUGUGCUCAAGGGCAAGUGUGCGGACAUUAUACUCAAGUGGUGUGGAGAAAUUCGCAGAAGCUUGGGUGUGCUCGUGUUAAAUGUAAUAAUAGUGGUAUUUUCAUCACCUGCAAUUACGAUCCGCCUGGGAAUUACGUUGGGCAUAAGCCCUACUGA
This is a messenger RNA of Cryptomeria japonica (Japanese cedar), 569 nucleotides long. RefSeq names its product pathogenesis-related protein 1A-like. NCBI's taxonomy places the organism in Eukaryota, Viridiplantae, Streptophyta, Pinopsida, Cupressales, Cupressaceae. Gene Ontology annotation, cellular component: extracellular region. The record is from RefSeq and is a predicted model, not a curated record. The coding region runs from base 90 to 569 and encodes 159 amino acids. The transcript has a single exon.